AUGUCCGACUUCGACCGGGAGCUUCCCGAGACAGCCGCUUUCGUUGACGUGAAGCUCUUAAACGGCGGCAGUAUGACAGCACAUUAUCACAAACUCCAUGCCGGUGAGCCAGCUGUGGAGUUCAGAAUGUAUAACUGGGCCUUCUACAUUUACCAUCCGGGCCAGCAGAGACAUAUCAUCUGGGACCUCGGGUUCUCGUCGAGGCACAUCCAGGACCCUGAUGACUAUCCGCCCGCAGUCGCAGAAGGCCCCUUCGUCGAGGCCCAGUUCCAGGCGCCCAGCAAGUCAAUCUCAGAUCAGAUUCAACAUCGUAGCGGAGUGUCACCGGAUCAGAUUGAUACCAUCAUUUUCAGUCACGCUCACUUCGAUCACUGCCGUCCCAUCAGCCGCACGUUCCGCAACGCAGUCGCCUGGUUCGGACCGGGGACGCGCGAGUUCUGCACGCCGGGACACUUGGCCGACCCGACCUCCUUCUGGGACGGCCGAUUUUUCGACCCGGAGGACCGCGCGACCGAGAGGUGGCAAACCUUUCUGGGCCCUUGGAUGCCCUUCGGACCUUUUCCCCAUGCAUUGGACUUCCUAGGCGAUGGUAGCCUAUGGAUCAUCCAGGCCCCGGGCCACAUGCCUGGGAACCUGUGCGCAUGCGCCCGGCUGGCGUCUGGAGACUGGAUCCUGCUGGGGUCAGAUUGCUGUCACUCACGGGCUCUCCUGGACGGGGUCAAAGACUUCGCCCGCUUCCCGCUCCCCGGAGGCACCCAUUUCUGCUUGCACACCGACCUCGACGCGGCGCGGGACACGGUAGCCCGUGUGCGGUAUCUGGAGACGCACCGAGGGGUGCAUGUUGCGCUGGCGCACGACACCUCCUUUAUCGAGGAUAAGCAGGAUACGGUGCUAUUGUCAUUGCUUGACGAGGAGGGUCUGGACGGGUGGGGUGCUGUCAUUCGCGAGCAGAGGCCUAUCUAG
Aspergillus piperis CBS 112811 is the source of this 963-nucleotide messenger RNA. RefSeq names its product MBL fold metallo-hydrolase. Bases 1 to 963 code for a protein of 320 amino acids. The record is from RefSeq and is a predicted model, not a curated record. NCBI's taxonomy places the organism in Eukaryota, Fungi, Ascomycota, Eurotiomycetes, Eurotiales, Aspergillaceae. The transcript has 4 exons.